Messenger RNA from Pistacia vera, 1661 nucleotides. RefSeq names its product protein HLB1. Gene Ontology annotation, molecular function: protein binding. The record is from RefSeq and is a predicted model, not a curated record. Bases 52 to 1491 code for a protein of 479 amino acids. The transcript has 14 exons. NCBI's taxonomy places the organism in Eukaryota, Viridiplantae, Streptophyta, Magnoliopsida, Sapindales, Anacardiaceae.
ACAGAUCUCUACCUCUCUCUCUUUUCCCAUCGCCCUCUCUGAUCUCGCUCAAUGUCUAACAAUCCUGACGAACCUCAAUUACAAAACGGCGACGCACCAGCACCGGAACCAGCAACAACACCCGAGCCAGAUGCAGAUCCGAAGGUGGAGGUGACGGAAGAGACCUCGAUCCACCCUCCGUCCACCGAACAAACGCCUCAAAAAGAACUGCAAAAGGACGAAGGGAGCCGAACUUUCACGAUGAGAGAGUUGCUCACUGAAUUGAAAAGCGAAGACGGUGCAGAUAGCAUCAACGAAGCCAGCGCCAGUCAAGGAAAUACGCCGCACCAAUACACGGAGCAAAACAAUGCUGCAAUGGAAUUGAUCAAUAGUGUCACAGGUGUCGAUGAAGAGGGUCGAUCACGCCAGCGGAUUCUUACAUUUGCUGCUAAGAGGUAUGCCAGUGCCAUAGAGAGAAACCCAGAAGAUUAUGAUGCAUUAUACAAUUGGGCAUUGGUUCUUCAGGAAAGUGCCGAUAAUGUUAGUCCAGAUUCUACUUCACCCUCUAAAGAUGCUUUGCUGGAGGAGGCUUGUAAAAAGUAUGAUGAAGCUACUCGUCUUUGCCCUACGCUUCAUGAUGCUUUCUACAAUUGGGCAAUAGCAAUUUCUGAUCGAGCAAAAAUGCGGGGCCGUACUAAGGAGGCUGAAGAACUGUGGAAGCAGGCAACAAAAAACUAUGAGAAAGCCGUCCAACUCAACUGGAACAGUCCCCAGGCUCUUAAUAAUUGGGGUCUUGCUUUACAGGAACUCAGUGCAAUUGUUCCUGCACGAGAAAAGCAAACAAUUGUGAGAACGGCAAUUAGUAAGUUCCGGGCAGCAAUACAAUUGCAAUUUGACUUCCAUCGAGCAAUAUACAACCUUGGGACUGUCUUGUAUGGAUUAGCAGAGGACACAUUAAGAACUGGAGCAGCAAAUCCUAAAGACGUUUCCCCUAAUGAGUUGUAUAGUCAAUCAGCCAUCUACAUUGCUGCCGCCCAUGCUUUAAAACCAAGUUACUCAGUUUACAGCAGUGCCUUGCGGCUUGUGCGUUCCAUGCUACCUUUACCUUAUCUGAAAAUUGGAUAUUUGACGGCACCACCUGCGGGGAGCGUAGUGGCACCUCAUAGUGAUUGGAAAAGAUCACAGUUUGUUUUGAAUCAGGAAGGGCUUCAACAGAUUAGCAAAACUGAGCAAAAGCAAGUUUCCCGAAGCCUGUCUGGCAUGUCAGGAGAUUUUAGUCCGGACAGAAGGACUAUCAGAAUUGAAGUUCCUGAUAUGGUUUCUGUAUCAGCUUGUGCUGAUCUGACUUUACCGCCUGGUGCAGGCCUCUGCAUUGACACAAUUCAUGGACCAGUUUUCAUGGUUGCUGACUCGUGGGAGUCCCUAGAUGGAUGGCUUGAUGCGAUCCGUCUAGUUUACACAAUCUAUGCUCGAGGUAAGGCUGAUGUUCUGGCAGGUAUUAUAUCUAGCUGAUUAUGUAUGUUUGUUGAUUGUAUCACAGUGGAGACAAUUUUCCCCAGGCACUUGAUAAUUUAUUAAUGAGAUUUAGUUAUGGAAAUAAAUAUUUUGUAUAUUAUAAUUUUUUUGGACGGAGAAUGUUGUUCAAAUUUGAGUGAUUAUAUCAUGCCAGAUUUUUUUAUUUU